Molecule: messenger RNA, 3504 nt
Organism: Toxotes jaculatrix (banded archerfish)
Lineage: Eukaryota; Metazoa; Chordata; Actinopteri; Toxotidae
Gene: pcare1
Product: photoreceptor cilium actin regulator 1
Exons: 2
Coding region: 1-3504 (1167 amino acids)
Source: RefSeq, a predicted model, not a curated record
AUGGGCUGCUCACCAUCCAAAGGUAACAAUUUUGGGACCCUGGGUUCCAUGAGGAAGAGCAGAAUGCUGCCCCCUUCACCUCAAGAAAGCCCCAGACAGCCUCCGAGAGAAGAUGGAGACAACCUUAAUUCAACUGCAUCUACAGAUGUGGAUACGAAGGAGAGGAACACAGCUGGACAAACCCAGGUAUUUCAGAAAGAGGCACAUAUGACCCCACAAAAAAAGAGAUCUGUGACUGAGCUUGCCCCAGAAGCAGUAAACAUGGAUAAACUGGGGAGUCAAGGAAUGGACAACAACAUGGUGUCCCAGAGAAAAGAGAAAAAUUAUGACAAGCAGGAUGUAACAGAGAAAAAGACUGGCAGAAAACCAAAGAAAACCAACAGAGGUGCGAAAGUUCUUAAAAAGAAAGACAAAGACAAACCAUCUGCAGAGCACAAAGUGGACUUUCCAGAACCUCUAGUUAAAGCUCACCAAGCUGCUUAUGCCUUUUUGAAUCCUAGCAUAAACAAAUAUGACAUUCUGCUUGGACUUUUGGAACAAGCAACCCAAACUCAGGGUUCUGUGCAGCCCAUGGUUGCUUUUAUGGCUCUACGAUAUGAGGAAAUUAUUCAGGGACUGGAAGAGAUGGCAGAUGAGGGAGAAAAAGUUUUAAAAGAAAAUGGAGAACAUCUUGCUUGGCCAAGUCAAAUGAAAAACCUCUCAUCUUCUCCACCUUUGAAGUCUGGCUCUGCUAAUAUUGAGCCCCCACCAGAUUUGUUACAGCAGCUGCUUCAGUACACCACACAGAGAAUGCGAAAUGUGAGCCAGACUAUUAGUGGACUUGGGGACUCUGCUUUGGAGGAGGCAGUGGAGUACUUUGCCUCAGUCUCAGAGCUUUUAGAGGAGAAACUGAAAGUCAAACGUGCAGUAGAGACUAGGCUAAUGCAGCUCUUAACUCGUAUUGAAAUGGCCUCUCUGCGCAAGCCUGGGCCAGAGGAUUCUGCUCUGUUUAGUGAGGACAGUGGCAUUGGGGCUGAGAGUGAAUCCCUUGCUGGAUCUGAAAGACGCCAUAGACGAGAGAGUUGUGAGUCCACUGGAACAAAUAGAACUACUCCUGUCAGUCCUAUGGGAUACACCUCUAUGAACAGUAGGAAAGGAGUGUCAAGGCAAAAGCUUCAAAGCCAAAUAAGCCCAAGCGUUUCCCUCACUUCACUAAACUCAUUAGGUUCUAUAUGUACCAUAAUGGCUAAUGAUCAAAGAGAUUCAUUGUUAGGAUCGAUCUCCUUAGAUGAUGGGGAGGAAGACGACAAUGAUGAUGAGGAAAUGGAUACAGGAAUGGGAGAUGUGCAAGUAGGGCUUAGAAAGCGAUCAAAUUCCUCACCUGUAGACUGUGUACAACAACACCUACGCCGCCUGCCCCCAAAACGUAUAGAAAAUCCCCAAAAUGUAGAAAUGACUCUCAAAAUGAAAAAUGCUAUAAGUGGUAGGAUACAGUUUGUCCCAUCACAGAACCCUAGUGCCAAAACAAAGGCAGUAGGUAGCCCAAAAACCAGUAGACGGCAGUGGGCGGAUGAGGCAGAGCAAUCUCCAAGGAGGCCUCAAACAGCAGCACCUGUUCGGAAGGCAGUGGUAAAAAAGACCCCUGUUGCUAGAGAGCAACGUUCACGGUCAGCAGAAUCCCUGCGGAGCAAAGGUGAAGAUCCUACUCUGCUUGAACUUGAAAGGACUCAGAAGGAUUUAAGCCAGAGGUUGCAAAAGAUGAGUAAAAGCAAGGCAGGAGUAAACACAAGGACUGUUCCAUCUAAACAAAAUCAAGGAAGCUCACCAGCACAGUCUCCGGCAAUAAAUCGCAAAAAUCCAUCUCUAGAAAAGAACAGCAAUCCCCAACCAUUUAAAAACAAAGCAGACUUGACAAGGCACAACAAUAAAAAACAGGAGGUAACUAGUGAUGUGGAAGAAGACAAACAGAAGAACAAGAAAACAUUCAAGGGUCCUGUAAAAGCUACCCCACCCCCAAGUCCUCCUUCAUCACCACGUCCAUCCUCAGGUCUUCACAGAGGCAGGAAUUCAGUCAAAAAACUCAUUGAUACUUUCAGUCAAGGAAUAGAGGAACUUGACAGUCCUAAAGUUCUGGGGCCUCUCAAAGGAGUACGGAAGUGUGGUGUUCCUGUGUUACCCGGUUUAGGAAAUGUGGAAGCUGUGCUUAGUGCUGGGAUAACCAGCUGUAGGCCUGAAUCCAUCUCAUCCGAGAAAACUGAUGAUUUAGAUCUUGAUAGUCUUCCUCCGCCUCCACUGGAAGUAUUAAUGGACAAUUCCUUUGAAGGUGCCCAGAGUCUUUCAACUGGUGUAGCAGGUGAUGGGGCUACAAAAACUGGCAAAUCACUGUUAAAAAGGACUGUAGUAUCGCAACGACUGAGGGCCUCGGUUCAGUCAGUGACAGUGCUGCCAAGCAAAGGAGGCUUGCCACCAGCUUCCAAGGUUAUUUCCCUUGCUAGAGCAGAUCAACAAGACACAUCUGCUCCGACAAAGGUUAGCCAACCAGAUGCUAAAUUGGAGGCAGACCCAGGAAAGGAAAAGGACUCUUUGUACCAGCAAGCCAAAAAGACUAUACACCUAAGACACUCUUCAGACUGUCAGACAGAGAGAUCAUCAGCCAUUUAUGUUGAAACUAAUCCACCUGCCUGUCAAGAAGAAUCAACAGACUUUCAAGAUGGUUGCAACCUUUCAGUGCCUGAACUUAGCACUACAGUGUCUACAUUGCCUCCUUCUUCAGUAGUCACAAGCCAACCACCUGCUACCCCACCUAAGUCUAGGGGUCGAAUGUUACCAUCCACACCUUCUACAUCAAGCAGCUUACAUCGAAGACUUCCCAGUCCCCACAAUUUCAAAAGGCAAACUACUCCACCAUCUUCAGCUAGUCCCCCUGUUAACAGGAUGCUCCCCACACCAACAGCGGCUCAGAGGAGGCUCCCCAGUCCACCUGUUGCAAAGCAGAACAUCUUAAACUCAAACUCAGCCUCCUCAUACCCUUUCAAAGCACCGUCUCCACCUGCCUCGCCAAAAGUACAAAGAUGGUCAAGAGAGAACAGCAGUGAAGACUCAUCUAGUGCUCGGAUGAUCAGUAAUGCACGUUCAGUCUUCUGCCCUGCAUCGCCAUCCCUGUUUGAAGCCCAGCCAUGUUCAGUUCCAAGACCCCCUCAAGCAUGGGCCGCUACUGGUGUGUCUUUUCUCUCACGUCCUUUGGGAAAUCGCUCAAGGUUUCCAGUAUCUGUUCAAGGACCUCGGCCCUUCAUUCGACGCAGUCAUUCAGACCGAAGGCCAAGUCUAAGUCUGCCUCCAAGAUCCCCAGGCAUCUCAGUGGCUGAGACUUGUGGGAGUGAGCCAGCAAUUUAUUCACAGGGACUGGAUGAUGAACCAACCAGGGAUGAUGAAGCAUGGGGUAGCCAAUCAGACCUCAGAGCUACACCACGCUCUGCAUCACACCCAGAUCUGUGUGUUGUUGGUCAGGCCUUGCACAGAGACUAA